This is a messenger RNA of Pocillopora meandrina, 12021 nucleotides long. The record is from the annotation of a GenBank genome assembly. Lineage: Eukaryota; Metazoa; Cnidaria; Anthozoa; Scleractinia; Pocilloporidae.
GGGGCAAAAGACACUCUCGCUACUUUUCUCCAACUUAUGCACGUGUGGGAAUAAAGUUUUGAGUCAGUUUCGAUAAAAUUGCUCAGGUUUUUCCUGACAUAGUUAGCAGCAUGAGUGAUUUAGACGAAGCAACCGUUAAAAAGCUCAAAGUUGCAGAGCUGAGAUCAGAAUUGCAAAAUCGGGGCUUAGAUACGAAGGGAAACAAACCGGUUCUUGUGGAACGAUUGCUCGAAGCGAUUUCCAACGUCGGUCAAAAAAAUGGCAAUUCGUUGGACGAGGAUGGUGCUAGUGCUGCGGAAGAAAGUGCCAUGGAACCACAAGGACAAGAGGAAGCUGACGAAAAAAAACAGGAGACUCAGAUGGAAGAAAAUGAGGAAAACACCGUCGAAGACGCGGAAUCGAAAGUUGAAGAACCGUUGCCCGUGGCCGAAAAUUCUUACGCCGAUCAAGCCUCUGAUCUGGAGACUGUAGACGUCCCAAUGGAAGAAAAGCCCACAGAGGAAAGUUCCGGAAAGCCUGCAGAAUCUGCGGAAGUACUUCAGAAAGAGGAAAGUGCAAUAGAAACUGAAAAAGAUGUUGCUCAGUCCGCAGAACCAAUGGAGACGGGUCAAGAAAGUGCUUCAACAUCCCAAACAACAGAAGGUACGAUUAAAGAAUUUCACGUUUGCAUAAUCAACAAGUUCUCUCAAAAUAUGAUUCGCUAUACUUUGCUACUUGGUAAUUUUGAAGUUGUCCUUAAAUCAUCGUUAUUACCCAACACCUAUGAUACAAUGUCAGUUGUUCCCCAUCUAUCAUAAGUCAACUAAUCAACUAAGAUCUCCAGUCUCUGUUCCCACGUUAGUCAAGUCUAUUCGAUAACAUCGCGUUUCUUUCAAUCAAAUAAAUUAUUCAUGAGGAACAACAUACGUGAUAGUAACGUAUUGGUUGAAAGAGAAAAGUUCUCUGAGAUCCAGAAAUGAAAGAGCUGAUCUAGUAUACUUCAAACUGAGACGAGUGCUGCUAGAUGGUAGAUGGUCAUCGCUCAGACCAUAUGAAGGUGGAGGUUUUCGUUCAGGGUUUGUUUUAGAAAUGCAAGGCACGAUUGUAUUUGAGAGUGUUAGGGUUUUAAGAGACACUGUCACAUGUAUAGUUAAUGACAGAACCACACUUUGUACUCGGUGUUCAUGUUCUUGCAGGAUCAUCUUUAAUCCUCAAUGCAGAGGGAAUGUGUCACAUUUAUAGUAUACGUUCCCAAAGAAUUGUUACAAUGAAAACACGGGUAGAAAUGUGUAGGAGUAAGGGAUGAAAAUGGUACCUCUCAAUAAUUCAAUGCAAUCAGGCCCUUCAUAAACAAGCAGUAUAGAAAAGCAGAGCUUGAAAUAAAAUUAAAUGUUGUUGAGUCCCUUUGGAAAGUAAUGGCAGAGGUACAAUUGUUAGUUGUGAAGUUUUUGCUUAUCAUUAAGGUAACCCUUUGCACCGUAACAUCAGUAUGCAUAUUCUCCAAACUGUUCUCCAUUCAUUUCCUAAGGAACUGACAAGGAGAACUUAUUUAAUAAUCAAGAGUUUUUGUAGCUUUUGACCAUUUCCUUUAUUUCAUGACUUUGUGAGGAAAAAUUAGAUGGUGGUCAGUCUUAAGGGUUAUAAGGUUGAGCUCAAAAGGCUGCUGAAUCUAGAUUUGAAUCAUUUUAUAAUUGCAAUGUACUGAAAUAAAUUUUUCAUGUGGUAUUUAGUCCCUUGAUAUGUUAAGCAUAGUCGCAAAAACCUUUGUUGUUUAGAUAAGUGUCAGAUUGGAGAAAGAUACCAACCUUUCUACCUUUCCAUGAGUGUUAGUAGUCAUUCUGAGGACCUACAUAAUCCCAAGCACAGUUCUUGUACAUUAUACUUUUGAACAAAUUUUCUUUUCAAUUUCAUUUUAUUGAAAUAAACAAAAGCUCUCAGGCAAUCAUUUAUACCAAUGGUUAGCAAUGAGAAAGUGUUGCAUAACUAUUUUCUACCAUGCUAACAACAAUAUACCAAUGCAAUCGCUAAUACAACAUAAAUGCACAGGUCUGUUAUUAAGGGUCAUAACCUGUAACAUCUGUUACAGCUGGGCUCACUCGAUGUUAAAAGAUGUUGAUUGUGGCCACCUUAUACUUCGCCUCAUAUCACACCGGUGCUGGUGAUAUUGGGUGAUAUCUCCAAUGUAACAGUUGGUUCAAACAUAAGAGACAAUCCUGUAUGCACAUACUGUUUAUGAAAGAUUAAAUGUCCAGAUUUAGGUUGCAUGAUGUGUUAACAAGCCUUUGUUUUGUAUCUGUUAUUCUACAGUUAUACAACAACUUUAAAUUAUUUGUAGAUUUGAUCAAUACAGGAGCUGAUAAGGGAAAUACCUUGUAAUAUGCUGAAUGAAAACAGUAGUAUUCUGAUUAAAAAAAAAACGUUAAGGCCUCUGGUUUAGUGGUGUCAAACAGAAAAUUAUGUUCUCUAAAUUGUAAUGAGCAACUUAAAAGUUUCAACUUAAAAUAUGUUAUAAACUGUAUUGUAAAAUUGAAAUUUUUUAUUUAAAUCUUUCACUUCCAAGAGUGACCAAAGAGGAAUUUGUCUUUUUGGUUUCAAUACAUUUUCCAACUCUGAAGGAUGAUGAAAAGGAAAAAAGAUAUUGUUGAGGGGAUAUUGUUUGAAUAAGCACUCAAAGCACAAAUUAGUAGAAAUUGAUGACAGAAAGUACUGAGAAAUUGUAUUUUUUUCUUGGGAAUGAAACGGUUAAAGAUGAAUCGUAGCAGUUAGAAGUUUGGUACCAUGAGCAUGAAGGAAUUGGUUUAGAAAGACAUAUAAGCCUAAUUCCAUAGUGGGAGAUGUAUCUGGGUAAAGUUCAAGAUAUGCAAGAUGAUGCCUAUUUUAAUGUUACUAUGGCUAGUUGUAUUUUUGCAUAUAUGUUAUUUAAGAAUUAAUAAACAGAGUCUAAAAUUUUUAAAUCCAGGUGGAAGUUCUCAUAGCCCCCUUAGUACAGUCUGCUUUUGAUUACCAAGAUUAUGUUUUGCAUGACUCUCUAAUCACUAAUUUUUUUUUUAUUUUUGGUAUGUCUUCAAAGCUGUUAGAAAAAUAUGAACUUCCCACUAAAUACCCUCAAAAUGCCAAUGUACCAACCAGUGGGACUCAACAUGUCACUUUCAGUUAUUUGUAAUUCAUUAAGAAUGCUGUAACACAUCAGGGUUAAACAUUCCAGGUGCAGCUUCAUGUAUGCCUUGUGCUUUGUGUUUACUUGUGUUGCGCCAACUUUGUUCAAACUCUAGGGACCACCCCACGUCAGAGCCACUCACUUGACAUGUGGGAAUGUUGUCUGGCAAGUCUCUUGGUGUUUAAGGUAGCGGUGACUCACUUCAGUUUCGCUCUACGUGUCAUUUUUAAGCAUUGGGAAACAAGACCUUUCCCAUUGAUGAGAAAACAGAAAAACUGCAAUUACAGCUUAAGGCUGUACAACAAGUGCAAUUAUCUGUUUGGUUUUGAGAAAUGCAGAGUGUCAAAUGAAGACCAAUUUACACUUUGUUGUGUAGUUUUUUAAGGAGAAGCUCUGCAGUGAGUAACUGCAUCUGAGGAUAGAUUCUGAAGAUGCAAGGUCUUAAUGACCUGGAUGCAUUUACUAUCAGUUACUUUUCGACCAUCAAAUAUGAAUCAAGGUUGCAUCUUCUAUUUGUGAGGGAAUGAUGGAUUCAUUGUGUGGAGAACAGACAGAAGAGGAACAUGGUGUACCACGCACAAAGCAUUGGAAUUGAUGAUAAAACCUGGCUAAAUUAGAUACUGUAGUUAACAUGUGUUAAUCCAUGGAGAUAUAGUCUUGUGGAGAGCUCCAUCCGACAAUGAAUGGUUGAUGGGAGUUGUAUGGAUUUAAGAGGACUCUAACACUGGAUAGUUCAACCUUAUGUUACUACUCGAAUCAGCAGUAGAUGUAGCAGCUAAUAGUAAUAUAGCAUAGUUAUAAGUCCCUUAUUCAUAAGGUAAACUUUGUAAUCUUUUUCAGGAGAGAAGGGAGAUACAGAGAAGGAUGCUGAUGAUGAUGUAGAGAUUUCCACCGAGGCCAGGUAAGGAAUUAAAGCUGGAGAGUCAACGGUGACAGUGCAGCUGAAAUGGUGUUUCCUUUCUCUGGAAACGUCAACAAUUCUAUUGGAAUCAGCUUGAUUACAAACUGAUCUCUGGAAUGACUAUCUGUGCUUAUGUCACCGCCAGGAGAAAGAUCAACCAUCGGCAAAGGCGUCUGCUAGAUGCAGAUCGCUCUGACCUCACAUCUGAGUUUUCUACAUUUUCAUUUUUCCCUCCAGUAGAGUUGAACCUGAGGAUGAAGAGAUUCCACUUGACGACACUUUAGUCGUCUUGGACAAAUGUAAGUGGAUGGGCCAAAAUGGCGAGUACAAUGUGUUACAUACACUUGUAAGAAUAAGAUUUUCAAGGAGCAUGUCAAAACCAAUUCACAACUGAGAACUAAUAUCGGAAAAGGUAUGGGUAUCUGUUUUAGCUUGUAGGAGUGCAUGGCCAGCAGAGUCAUGCACACUUAUGAGAAUUCUGUUCUCAAUUUUUUUUUGCAUUUGGUUGUGUUUUAGACAACAGCGACCUGCAUCUGAAAAUUGCAGCAGAUGGCUUGAGUGGAAAACCAUUGGAGGAUGAAGGGUUUUCAUAUCUGCUAGCUGGUGCAAGAGCAACCUGGGGUGUCACUACAGGCAAAGUUUGCUUUGAAUGCAAGGUAAAGGCGUGGACAAAAAGUCCAUGGGGAAGAGUGGGUGAACUGUAGACUGGGAAUUACUAGAUGAUAUAGGGAUUCAGGGGUUUUUAGGACAAGACAAUUCAACAGAAGUAGUGUUCGUUAAAAAUUAAAAGUGUACUUGUGGAAUAAUGAUUUAAGAAGUGCCUGUUUUGGUCACUAUAGUGACUUUAACAAAUUUGGCAACCAAACUUGCAGCUUCAGGAGCUAAAUUGACAACCUGUCUAGGCAAAGGUUAGCAUAUAAGUUAUGUCAGUGGGAAAGGCACUUCACUUCAAAACUAUUUCCCCAAAAGUAAGAGUAUGAAUGGUCAAUGAUGAACUGUCAGGCAAAUUGAAGGAAAUGUUUAAAGGGAUUAGCUGUGAAUAAGUAUCCCUUUGAAGGUAUUAGUGAGGGUCUUGUGGUGACAAUAUGUAGUGUGGCAGUAUUUGGGAAAUGGCUUUGGUGCAGCAGUAGGAGACCUUGAAAUUAAAGGUGUCUACACUAUAUAUACACCAUUGUCAUACAAGUGUUAUUUCUGUUUUCCUAGGUAACAGCGAUUGCUUCUGUCGAACUCCCUGAUGCUGAAGAUCCCAAGAAUGUGGUCAGAGUAGGCUGGUCAACUGAUUCUGCCAAUCUUCAGCUAGGUAACGCUUUUUUUGAAUUUCAAAUAAGUAAGAGGAGCUGGUGGGGUAAUUGUGAGUUUUUUCUUGGGUUUGGCAAUUUAUUCUAGAAAGAGAGUGAAUUUUAAAUGAAUAACUAUUGACCUAAGUGUACCCACCUUAACAUCAGUAUCCAUCUUCUCCAUACUGUUCUCUCUACAUUUCUUUUGGGACAGACUGGGAGAAUUUGUGUAAGAAUCAAGGUUCCUUAGGUUUGGGAUCAUUUCCUUUUUCUCACGAUCUAAGUGAGUCAUUUAGCAGUAUUACUUUGAGGAGAAACUGGAUGCUGGUCACUUGCGGGGUUUAAAGGGUGAAUGAUUUUAAAGAGUCUUGCCUUAUUAACAUCUUGUGGCCAGGCUUGAACUGUGAGCACUUAAAUAUUUGUAUUUCCUGAUACUGUUGUUAUCAUGGACAAGAUUUAAGUAAGGUGAUUAAUUUUGUUGAGAGAUAAUUUUUUUGGUCACAUCCCGUGCCAAUUUUUGUCAACUCAUAUUUCACAGCCUUUUAGCUCUUUUGCAAGGGUGAAGAGACAUUAAACUGUAACUUUAUUCCUGGAAUUUUUUUUUUCCUGUAGGAGAAGACAAGCUUUCAUAUGGGUAUGACUCAUCUGGCAAGAAGGCCACAGACUCAGAGUUUGCAGAAUAUGGGCAAACAUUUGGUGCUGAGGAUGUGAUUGGGUGUUAUUUGGUGAGUUAGACUGGUCAAUACACACAAGUGUUAGAAUAUCAUUUUGUGCUUUAGCAAGGAUUCCCAACAAUGUUGGUUGACAGUCUACUAAUGCUUGCAAGACCCAACCAGGAUUGAAGUAGCAAUCAGAUAAUGGGCUCAAGGUGUCCACCAUGUUAUAGUUGAUGAAAGCAAAACACUCAUUGGCUAUUAUGCUUACAUGAAGAUAUGGUUCAAAACUACAUGACAAGACUGGUUCUUUCUUUUUUAUUAUUAUAUUUUUAACCUUCUUCUCCUAAGAGAAAUAAGCUUCUAAUUUCUCCCAACAGUAUCACCCCUGAAUCAAAAACUAAGGUCACAAGAAUAAAGGAAAUAGUAAACUAAAGAAGCUCUCGAUUGUUAUACAAAUUCUCCUUGUCAGCACCUAAGGAAGCAUAAUAGAGAACAGUAUGGAGAAAUUGCAAACUGAUCUUAGGGUGUAAAGGGUUAACAAAUGUACACUUGCAGUGUAAGGCUACUUGCUAUUUUCCACAGAUUAGGACUAGUAACCUUGCUAAUCAGAUUUGGGCAUUCGUCACAGAAUGCUGUGGAUUUAUGCUACUAUUAAUCAACAUGCAACAUUUGUCUUUCAAACAAGUCUUAGAAGUCAGUUAGAAAAAUUGGUGAUAAACCAACAAGCUGAAAAUUUUUAGAGCUAUUUACUUACUUAUUUCUUUAUUUAGUAAUUUAUUUAUUUGUUCAUUUGUUUGUUUUAGGACUUGGAGAGUGAACCUAAGACAAUUUCCUUCAGCAAGAAUGGUGAAGACCUUGGAGAAGCUUAUGAACUGACUGAUGGUCUGGAAGACAAGGCCCUCUACCCUCAUGUCCUGAUUAAAAAUGCUGAGUUCAGUGUCAACUUUGGAUCUCAGGUAAAGGUCGUCAUCUUUUAAAUCUUUGAUCACUGGAAUGUUAAUUCAGGUGUCAACUUGGAUCUCAGUUAAAAGUUUGAGUAUUCUCACGACCUGUUUGCUGGAUAUUGUAUGGAUAUUAUAGGGAGAAUCUAAUUAUGGAUCACCUUUGUUUUUUUAAGGAGGAGCCUUGGUUCCCUGCCAAGGAGGGUUACACCUUCAUGCAGUCAGUUGGUGAAGAGCUCUUGGUUCAUGGCACAAGAGGACCCACAACUAAAAAGGAGUGCGAGGCAAGUCUUUGAUAACUGUGACAGAACUUCUCAGUGAUGAGCCUCCACUUAUACAUUUGAAUGUACACAAUGGAUUUUUCUGCACCUUUCAAUGACCUACAUCUGAGAAUAUUCCCUUGUUACUGCCCUUCUUAAAUAAAACUUUGUCUUGACACAUUGUUCUUGACUUGUAGGUGAUAAUGAUGGUAGGGUUACCUGGGUCAGGAAAGACAACAUGGGUGAACCAGCAAGUGAGUGAAAACCCAGACAAGAAAUACAAUGUGCUGGGCACAAACUCCAUCAUGGAGAAAAUGAAGGUAAAUGCAGUUGUUGAUACAGAACCAUGCUAACUCAAACUGCCCAGGGAAACAAAAAAAGGUUUGAAUUAGCAAGGGUUUGGGUUAGUUGAUGGCAAACAGCUGAAAAACCAGGGUCGAGGGAAACUGGAUCAAGCUUGAGGUACCCAGGGGUUGAAGUUCAUUGCGUUUGAGGUAGCAGGGUUCUGUUGUAUUAACCUGUUGGUCAGCUUGGAAGUAAACUUAGUGUAUAAUUUAGUAUCUUGUGGUUUACACUUAGCAGUUUUUUUUUGUAUUUCUUUCCUUUUUUUUCAAGUUCUCUCGUUUAAAAGAGCCUAUUUGUGACACUGUAUCUUGUGCAUAUGUGGUCAUCACUUGUAAUCUCUUUUAGUGUCCAUCCUUUUGAUGCUUGUUCCUACAUGUACUUGAAUCAUGUUUUUGUUGUUGUUGUUGUUUUUGUGGUUGUUUUUGUUUAAGGGGGUGUGGGGGCUCAUUAAAAGCCAGUUUUUGGCAUCUGCUUGCAAGCAUGCUCUUGUGUUUGGGUUCACCUUAAAGCCCGUUUUGGGCACAGCUGCCUAUCACACCACUGACAGCCACUUAUGGAAAAAGCUAUGGAAACCCCUGUACAAUAAGGUGGCUCUGCAUGAUGCUGAAAGAUGUUUGAAAAAGUUGUUGUUUUAGACCAAAAUCUUAUCUAAGCGGCCAUCCAUGUGAAGAGAAAACUUUAAGAAGUUUGAUAAGUUUUGAAAUUGACCUUUUGACUUGUUUUCAGAUUAUGGGUGUGGCCAGGAAAAGAGAUGUGGGAGGGUAUAGUAAGUUGAUGGACAAGGCUGCAAAAUGUCUGCACCGUUUAUUUGAGCUGGCAGCAAGUAAGAAGAGGAAUUAUAUUCUAGACCAGGUAAGAUUACUCCACACAAGAAGGUUAUUUUCUUACUACAAAAAUGUUAGAGGCUACUUACAUGUAGUUAGUGAACCUCCCCAGGCUGGUGUUAUAUCAGCUGGUAUUUUCUGGUAUUGAUUGUUUCCCUCAAAUUGAUGGUGAUUCUUGUCAUAUCCCAUAAUGAAUUACAUUGUGAUGACUUCCUUAACCUUUUAACCCCUAAGAGUGAUUAGCAUCCAAUUUCCUUUUACAAUAUCACAUUUUAAUCAAACAUUAAGGUCAUGAGAGUAAAGGAAAUGAUCACAAACUAAAGCAGUUCUUGAUUGUUAAACAAAUUCUCUUUGUCAGCAUCUUGGGCAAUGUAUAGUGAAUAGUAUGGAGAAUGUGGAUACUGAUGUUAGGGUGUAAAGGGUUAUUCACACACUGCUGCACACUUUAUUCACCCUUCCUUUCCUGUUUGACAGCAUUAUUUGUUACACAUCCUUUAGUAUUUUUUUGUUUUGUUCGCCAGACCAAUGUGUACUUGUCAGCCCAAAAGAAGAAGAUGAGGCCUUUUGAAGGAUUCAACAGAAAAGCUAUAGUUUGCAUUCCCACCCAAGAAGAUCUUAAAAAGAGGACAGAAGACAGAAAGAAGGAAGGCAUUGAGCUGCCUGAAAAUGCAGUUAGUGACAUGAAAAGUAUGUUAAUGAUCAUGUUUAUCCUCUUUCCUGUUUUCCAUAGCAACAAUGACUAGAAGUGUUCUUAAUACCCUUGGAUGGAAUGCCUGUGCCACAUUUUUUUUCCUAGAAGGAGAGGGGGAGGGGGGUGUGCAAAGUUCCUUAGCACCCACAUCUAUUCCCGUGUCAGGGCCAGGACUCAGACCCAGAACGACAAUUCAGUCAUUUGGUCACCAUUUCUUCAUCCAUCAAGAUAACCAUCUAAAACGCUUCUGGUACGUCCUGAGAACGAUGUAGGCUGAAAGAUGGGGUUUUAGUGGACACGGAAGCAGUGAAAAAGGGCAAGUUAAUUUAAAAAUUAAAAAAAUCGAUGUGAUACUUACUUUCAUCUAUUAUUAUUUUUCUUUACAGUGAGUUUCACUCUACCAAAAGUUGGCGAAUUUUUUGAUGAAGUUGUGUAUGCUGAUCAGCCUGAAAGCAAGGCGAAAAGUGUCGUUGAUGAAUACAUCAAAGAAGGUCGCUCUUACAGAAGCCGCUCAGGUGCAGGAUCAGAGCCACCUUACAAACGGUCACGAUUUGAAGACAGACCACGACAUGGUGGAGGAUACAACAGGGACAGAGGCUUUGAUGACCGCGGAAGUUACAGACGUGGAGGUGGAGGCGGAGGUGGAGGUUAUAACCAGAGAUUUGGAGGUCGCUCUUAUCACGGUCAUGGAGGGGGUGGUGGCUACCACCGAGGUGGACGAGGCGGAGGAGGAUACCAUGACAGGAGGGAUCAUCGUGGAGGAAGAGGUACUGUGCGGUUUUUUUUUUUAAUGCAUGCGUGAAAGUUUUAUCCGCCCAAUGUAUUUGCUGUGACUAUUUCUUGGCAAGGAAACGUUGAUAAUUAAUUGCGAGUGAAGAACUUAUGAAACGACAUGAGCAGCGAUGAACAAACAAGCACAGUUGAGGGACAACUGAUGCAGCUUGAGCAUUUGUUUUUGCUGCAGUUCCAAUUCUUACUGUAAUUAGCAUUGACCAUUCCACCAUUGGCUAGCUUUAUACAUGUACUUAUGACGUCUAUGAGUAUCAAUAUAUAUUGAUAUAAUAAGCUCAGUUAUGCACGCAUUCUGAUUGGUUCUCACUUAUGAUCUAUUGGAGGACAGACGUAUGGAUAAUUAAAACUUUUUUUUUAAUUCUUUAUUAUAUAAAACAAAUAGAUUCCAAUUUGACGUGCGUCUGUUCAGUAAUAGAUCACAGAGGACGUCAAACUGUGGCAAGAACAUCAGUGACACUCGGCUGCGCCUCGUCUGCCACUUUUUUGUUCUUACCACAUUUUGACGUCAUCUUUGAUCUAUUACUGAACAGACGUAUGGCAACUUGGAAUCUAUUUGUUAAAUAUAUACAUGCUCAUGUGCCAAUACAAGUAUGCCUAUUGUGUCUUGUACGCUUGCUUUACGGAUUUUACUCGUAACCACUGGAAGUGGGAGGGACACAAGGCUAGUGCAAGUGGUGUGCUAUCAUUUCUGAUAUUCUCAUGACCUAAAUGUUUGAUUCAGCUGUGAUGCUGUAAGAAGAAAUUAGAAUUUAAUCAGUCUUGGGAGUGGAAGGAUUCAGUAUUCAUUUUGUGCUUUUUUUUUUUUAUUUAAUUGUUUAUUAUUUUGUUUACAAGGUGGAGGUUAUGGAGGCGGAGGUUAUGGCGGUGGAGGGUUCCGCCAGCAGCAGUCGUCCUACCGUCAACACCAACAGUCAAAUCAACAACAGAGACCUCGCUACCAGCAGAAUUACAACCAGCAAAAUUACAACCAGCAGCAACAAGUUUCACAAGCUUCGUACACACCUCAGCAACAGCAACAGUACAACACCAACCAGGCCUACAACCAGUACUACAACUACAACCAGGGAUACCAAGCAAGCACAGGAUACCAACAGACCGGCUACGCUCAGCAGCAGCCGCAGCAACAACAACAGCAGCAGACGUACGGUCAGACGGCACAGCAACAGACCUACCAGAAUUACCAGAAUUAUUAUGCGGGAUAUCAGCAGCAGCAGCAACAACAGCAGCAGUAUGGAAGUUACGGCAGCGGAAGUGGGUACUAGGUGUGUGUUUGGGAUAGGCAAACCUUUGGUUAAAAGAUGGAUAUGGACAGUGUUUGUAAUCAUAUAUUAGCCACGUUGGCGCAGAUGCUUAAAUUAAAUCCGCUUUUUUUUUUUUCGUUUAAAAACUUUUUUUUUAAGGGGUGUUUGACACAGGGUUUAAAAAAUCUUGUGUCAUGUAAAUUCUUGCAGAUACCAAAUGUAGCUUAGGAAAGGAAACACUUUUGUCUCGCUUAUUACCUUAGUAUUAGGCUCGCUUUAAGCCGUGGAUGAUUUCUAUUUUAGGGUUGCCAAACUUGCCUGACGUCUACGUAUUGUAGUUUGAAGUGACGAUUGUCACACGUAACAUUUCACUAUUAGCUGUGGUCAAGACAUAUUAAUUUGUACACUUAGUACGAUUUCUUGCCGUGCGGUAUUUACAAAACACGCCUUGCUAAACCUCUCCAAAUAAGGUGCAGUGGUGCCUACUUUAAGACAUAACUAGCCAGUCUAAAUAGGCACUGUAUUUAAGCAUGUGCGAGUGAUUCCAGCACAAGCGAGCGAGGACUCGUGCGUGCAUUAUAUGGUGUGGCUAGUCUCUCGCGCGUGUUAUCCACGCUCUGAUGGUUCCCACAGAAAGAACUCCUGUACAAAACAAAAUCGUUCGACUGUGUAGUCGAUUUUCUUAACUUAAUUAAUGUCAUGUUUCACAAAAAUUAGGGACAAUUUCGUCUGGUUGGUCAGUUCUCGCUUAUUAGGUUGAUAAGGCUAACAGUGCUCUGUGGUAUGUCCUUGCAUGACCUAAAUUGGGGGACUUACCGAACGAGCAUAUGUGCUCGAACACGAAGUCACCGACCAUCAAUUGAUACCUUUGUACGUGCAUUUUCAAAUAGAACCUGUGCACCAGAGCACCUACUGUUAGUGUGUGUGAGACACGAAUUUCGUUAUUUUUAGCAAGCU